This is a messenger RNA of Sus scrofa (pig), 5041 nucleotides long. The record is from RefSeq and is a predicted model, not a curated record. Lineage: Eukaryota; Metazoa; Chordata; Mammalia; Artiodactyla; Suidae.
GUUUGAAGCUGAGGGCCCUGGAAGGCCAGGAACUCCAACCAGCUGGAGAAUCUCCUGUAGCUCAUUGAAUCCCACCCUCUGGGAAUUACAAAGGGGCAGAGACUUGCCUAAAAGCACUCAGACCCUUGUAACCAGGCAGUGAGGGCCGUUGCCUCCCGCCGCGUUCCAGGCGCCCGCUCCUGCCAAGGUGCCUGUGGGCAGAGCCCUCCUGAACAGAAAGCCUGACCGGGUGGCUGCCUGCCCGGUGCACCCUCUGCGCAGCCACAGCAGUCCUGUCAGCCGUGGCCACACCCCCAGGGGGAGGAGCUGGACACCAUUGGCUGUCCAGGGCCGCAGGUGGCCUGGGGUUGCACACCUGUUGGUGGUUGGCGUGCACUUCUCCGAUUCCUGUGCUGUUCUUACUCCUGCCCUUUUCCUCUUCAGCUGCUGAUCUGCUCCCAGAUAGGAGUGGAAUGGGGGUCAGUGUGCCCAGGUCCAGGGGUCAAGUCACAGACUGAGGAUGGAGACUAGGGACUGUGCUCUGACCAUGAAGGUUCCCUUUGGUUUCACUGCAAACUCUACUAGUUAUUAGUGCUAUGACCCUUUCUGAGGCUCUAUGGCUUUUCCUAUAAAAUGGGAGCCUAAACAAGGAAGGUCUGUAGCAUAAUGUGGAGGACUGCAAAGCAAUUUAACCUAAGUCGUAAGCAGUCAGUAAAAGGGUAGACAUUAUCAGACCUUCACAGUUAUUCCCAUCUUUCCUGACUAAGAACUUAGAGCCAAUCAGGAAAACUAUCUUGUGUUCUCCCUGUUCUUUGACCCUCCUGACCAAGAUUCGUUUCCCAAUAUCAACUGUCUCAUUUCCCUUCCCUUCCACUUAUAUUAGUAAUGUGCUUACUUUUUAAUCUUCACAAAAACCCUAUAAGGUAGGUACUUUUGUUAUCCUUAUUUCAGAGAUGAGGAAACAUAGGCUUGGAAAGAUCAGACUAAUGGUCUGUGGCAGGGCAGGGGCUUGAACCCAGGUCUGUGUGAUCCCAGAACACAUGCAAUGACCUCUCCUCUCUGCCAUCAUCCUGCACACUCAGGGGUUGUCUUCUUCACCCCUCAGUCUCACAUAGGUCCCACAGCACAGAGCCAGGUUUGGUGCUGACACUGGGCCAGGGCGACGUGGGCCAGCUGGGGCUGGGCGAGAAUGUGAUGGAGAGGAAGAAGCCAGCCCUGGUACCCAUUCCAGAGGACAUCGUGCAGGCUGAGGCUGGGGGCAUGCACACUGUGUGUCUCAGCAAAAGUGGCCAGGUCUACUCCUUCGGCUGCAAUGAUGAGGGUGCCUUGGGAAGGGACACAUCAGUGGAGGGCUCAGAGAUGGUCCCCGGGAAAGUGGAACUGCAAGAGAAGGUGGUACAGGUGUCAGCAGGAGACAGCCACACAGCGGCCCUCACUGAAGAUGGCCGUGUCUUCCUCUGGGGCUCCUUCCGGGACAAUAAUGGUGUGAUCGGGCUCUUGGAGCCCAUGAAAAAGAGUAUGGUGCCUGUGCAAGUGCAGCUGAGUAUGCCUGUGGUGAAGGUGGCCUCAGGAAAUGACCAUUUGGUGAUGCUGACAGCUGAUGGUGAACUCUAUACUUUGGGCAGCGGGGAGCAGGGCCAACUGGGACGUGUGCCUGAAUUAUUUGCCAAUCGUGGUGGCCGGCAGGGCCUCGAACGACUCUUGGUCCCCAAAUGCGUGAUGCUGAAAUCCAGAGGAAGCCGGGGGCACGUCCGAUUCCAGGAUGCCUUCUGUGGCGCCUACUUCACCUUUGCCAUCUCCUCUGAGGGCCAUGUAUAUGGCUUUGGCCUCUCCAACUACCAUCAGCUUGGAACCCCAGGCACAGAAUCUUGCUUUGUACCUCAGAACCUGACCUCCUUCAAGAACUCCACCAAGUCCUGGGUUCGCUUCUCUGGUGGCCAACACCAUACAGUCUGCAUGGAUUCGGAAGGAAGAGCCUACAGCCUGGGCCGGGCUGAAUAUGGGCGGCUCGGCCUUGGGGAAGGUGCCGAGGAGAAGAGCGUACCCACCCUCAUCUCCAGGCUGCCCGCCGUCUCCUCAGUGGCUUGUGGGGCCUCUGUGGGGUAUGCCGUGACCAAGGAUGGUCGUGUCUUUGCCUGGGGCAUGGGAACCAACUACCAGCUGGGCACGGGACAGGAAGAGGACGCCUGGAGCCCUGUGGAGAUGACAGGCAAACAGCUGGAGAACCGCAUGGUCUUAUCUGUGUCCAGCGGGGGCCAACACACAGUCCUACUAGUCAAGGACAAGGAACAGAGCUGAUGAAGCCUCUGAGGGCCUGUUCCUGGCCCCCCCACCUCUCUUCUGGAACAGGGAAGCCAUGACGACUACAUAUUCCUGCAGGCCUCUCCCAGCCCCAAAUACUCUGUCAUCUCCUGCCUUUUCCCCAUCAGCAGAACAGAAUCCUUCACCUCUUUUUUCCCCUCUUUUCCGGAAUUAUCCUGGGACCUACAGGAUGAGGGUGGGAUAGAUGGAAGAGGGGAGGGGGUUUUAUUAGAAGGAACAUUGCUCACCCCACAGCUAUGUGGUUGGACCUUUCUCCCUCAUCCCUACCUCUCAUGGUCCUGGCUGACCCUGGUUUGCCUGUCAGAAACCAAAACUUGCUUCCCUGGGUAUUUGGUGCCCAAACUCUGAGAAGUCAGGGCUCCAUCAGGCCCUACUCUAGUCACGUGCCAUUCUUCCUGUCCACUAGACAGGUGGUAGCGAGGUCAGACCCAGCUGUCAUGGACCUGUGCCUGGGGCAAACUGGAGAAGGAGCCAGGCUACCCGUUCAUGGGCAACCCCAAGCCAGAUAUUUGGCCCUGAACAGGUGCCCAUGAGGCAAAAACAAAAAACAGUGAUCCUCCACUUGAUCAAGAAAAACGCCAAUCAGCCUUUCUCCCAGAAGCACAAAGAAUUCUGCCCUUCAGGCUUUGUCUGCAGAGUCUCACCCACCCAACCUGCCUCACUUGCAGCCAAAGGCCUGAAAUCGAAAGGAAGCUAUGCCUGCAGGGCGGGACCUGGGGAGAGAAGGGAAGGAGGGCUUUAUAAACAAACUUAUAGCAAUGUUGAGAGAGAAGGGAGGGAGGGGAAGAGGGUUGGAGGAGCAGAAGCUGGUCCCCAAAAAAGGAAGCAGCAGCUUGUACAGUGGCUUAAAAAAUAGAAGGGUUUUGAUUUUUUUUUUUUAAUGUAAACUAUUUUGGAGGGGAGAGUGAAAUCUUUUAACACUUUGAAUAAAUUUAGAGUUUUAUAAAACAGGCCACUUGUUUUCUACGCACUCCCUGCUUUUUUAAGGGAGCACCUGCUGUGUUGGGAAGGGCAGAAUAAAUCCAUGCCUGUGGACCUGGCAAAGACUAGGACUUCAAGACUAGGAUUUGCAGAAGUCCUCGUGUGUGCCAGUCAGCUGUUCUUUUCUUUUUUUAAAAAAAAUAUGGAAUAGUGGCUGUUAGAGACAAAUCAAAAAAAUUGAGUUGAUUUUUGUUAGGUAUUUUUGUUUCAGGAAUCACUGGAUUUUAAAAAAAACUAUAUAAUAUGAGAGGCAUGGGAUGGAUCUUUUAGUAUCCUAAUCCCAAACCAAGAUUUUUGAGUGCAGUACUUCUCUAGAAAUGCUUAUACUAAGCUGGAUGAUAUGUCAUUUCCACACCUGGUAGAGAUGAUUAACUGCACAGUAUCUCUUAAGAUAACUUAUGCAUAAUGAUGUAGAUUUUCACAGGCAUUUGAGCAACCAAAUCUUACAGAGUUUGACCUGUCCAGUAUGGUGGGCACUAGCUACAUGUGGCUAUUCAUAUUUAGUUUAAAUUUGUAAAAAUAAAAUGAACUUCCUCGAUUGCACUAGCCACAUUUCAAGUCCUCAAUAGUCAAAUGUGGCUAGUGCCUAUAGUAUUGGGCUAUGCAAAUACAGAAAUAUAUAGAACAUUUCUAUAAUUGUAGAAAGUUAAGUGGACAGUGCUGAUAUAGUGGGUCUGUAAAUGUACAGCAGGAAAGUUUUAUUAGUGCCAGGAAGAUUCUUGGAUGUCAGUGACUCUUGGAAAAAUGAAUUAUGCUGUAAAAUGACUUAAAAUGUAUUCUGUGAUUUUUUUUUCUUGAACUUUUCAUUUUGAUGCAGGUACUAUACUGAUUAGAAAUUGACUUCUUAGAAGGGAAAACUCACACUUUUGAUUUUAGUAUUUUCUUUGUAAGAAGUACUUGUGUGUCCACUCUUCCCUCGCCCCACUCUCCCCUCAAAAAAAGUGCAUUUGGAUUAAGUUUACUGAAGUUUUCCCUUUUGACAAUAUAGCAGAUUGAAAGUACCCUGUCCUUGGUAACAGCUCUUGUGGAUUGAGACCUAAAACAGGCAGUGUUGAGCAUUUUGCAUAAAAUAAUAGCUCAUUCAAUCCUCACAUCAGCCCUGUGAAAUAGGAAUUGCUCUUCCUCAGAAAAAAGUUCCUGAGAACUGACGAGCUUGAGGCUAAGAAGCUAGCAAGUGCACAGACUAGGCUGGAUUUUUUUUUUUUUUUUUUUUUUUUUUUUUUUUUGGCUGUACCCAUGGGAUGUGGAAGUUCCUGGGCCAGGGAUUGAACACGCAUCUCAUGCACCUCAGCAACCUGAGCCACAGUAGUGACAGUGCUGGGUCCUGAACCUGCUGAGCCACAGGGGAACUCCCUAGGCUGGUGAUUAAAUCAGCCUCCACCUGAGCCCAAAACCUCAGUUCCUUUUCCCUGUAUUGGAUGUAAGAGUUAUAAAGCUCUCUGUAGGUGUUUACAUAUGUUAGAACAGUGUUGGGCACAGAGUAAAUGUUCCAGAAGUCUUUGCUAUUAUGACCAUUGCACAUUUUAAAAUUCCCUGUGGUUAAUAAUCGCCUUGUUUUUCACAUGCUUAGUUUUUUGGUAUAAGUAUCAUUAAUUUAAUGUCAGUGUCUAUGAGAAGUAAAUCUCCUUUUUUUGUGUUCAAACACAUCAAAUACGCUCAAUUUUAUCUUUUCCCCCAUUCUCCUCCAACCUGAAUUGGUUACCUGAAAACAAAUGUAAUCACCCCAUAUGGUUCAGCUAUAAAUAAUGUUUACAAAGUC